CUAUCUAGAGUCGGUCAGCCCUGCGCACUAAACGUCUUGGAUUUUAGAUCUACCCACACAGCUUGGAAAUAUGACUUCUUCCAACCCCGACCAGCGCCUGGAGCAUCUCCUGAGCGCCGUGGAGAGCGAGUUCCAGAAGGGCAGCGAGAAGGGAGACGCGUCCGAGCGGGAUAUUAAACUGACGCUGGACGACGCAGACUUAUGGAACAAGUUUAAAGAGUUAACCAACGAGAUGAUAGUCACCAAAACUGGAAGGAGGAUGUUUCCGGUGCUCAGGGCCAGCGUCAGCGGCCUCGACCCCAACGCCAUGUACUCGGUGCUGCUGGACUUCGUGGCCGCCGACAACAACAGGUGGAAAUACGUGAAUGGAGAGUGGGUCCCCGGCGGCAAACCGGAGCCCCAGAGCCCCAGCUGCGUCUACAUCCACCCGGACUCCCCCAACUUCGGAGCGCACUGGAUGAAAGCGCCAGUCUCCUUCAGCAAAGUCAAACUCUCCAAUAAACUGAACGGAGGCGGACAGAUCAUGCUGAAUUCUCUGCACAAAUACGAGCCAAGGAUACACAUCGUGAAGGUUGGAGGCAUUCAGAAGAUGAUCAGCAGCCAGUCGUUCCCUGAAACACAGUUCAUCGCUGUCACUGCUUACCAGAAUGAAGAGAUUACCGCUCUGAAGAUAAAGCACAACCCCUUUGCAAAGGCUUUCUUGGAUGCCAAAGAAAGAAGUGACCACAAAGACGUCCCUGAUCACAGCGCCGACAGCCAACAGUCCGGCUACUCGCAGCUUGGAGGUUGGUUCCUCCCGGGCCAGGCUCCGAUGUGCCCCAGCAGCAGCCCUCCUCAGUUCAGCAGCACGCCGGGACACUCCUCCGGCUCCUACUGCGAGCGUUACUCCAGCCUGAGGAGCCACAGAGCGGCACCGUACCCCGGCCACUACCCCCACCGAGCCUCCAGCACAAACAACUACAUGGACAACACUUCAGGGGCUCUUCCCACUCAUGACAGCUGGUCUGCUCUUCAGAUCCCCAACUCCUCCGGCAUGGGCACUCUGUCCCACUCCACCAACUCCUCCUCUAACUCCAGUCAAUACCCCAGCCUUUGGUCAGUUUCCGGCACCACCCUCACCCCUUCAGGCUCUGCCUCAGGCUCCAUCCCCGGAGGUCUGACCUCCCAGUUCCUGAGGGGCUCCUCCUACACCAGCCUGACCUCCUCCCUGCCAGUGUCCUCGCCCUCCACCAUGUAUGACCCCAGCCUGGGCGAGGUCGGGGUCGGCGAUGCCCAGUUCGAGAGCUCAAUCGCCCGGUUGACCGCGUCCUGGGCGCCUGUGGCACAGAGCUACUGAGCAGAAAACUGAAACCCUGCGGCGUGUGGAGGCUCGAGGAGCAGGACUAAAGACAGAAAUAAAAUAUUCAAAAGAAGAUUUGGAGGCAUCACAAGGCCUGUGAGGAUCCUGCCUGCCUUGGGUUUAUGAAAAAAGCUCAGAUUAUCCAUUCCAGAGUCUCUCAAUUUUUAAAAAGGUGUAAAGUUAGACUGAAGAAAGAAGUUGACAGACAAUCGUCUCCCUCCAUGUUGGACAAUAUGACAUGAGAAAAUGAAACUCUGUAAUAUCUGCACACUCAGAACUCUUUCUUUGCUCUUAGUAGUUCCCAACAUGCUCAUCACACCUUCAUAACUUGUUUAUCAAAAUGACUUUAGACCCAACCAAACAUCCCUGAUAUCUUCUGUUUCUUAUUCCUGCAUUCAUAUGAUGAAAAAAAGGUUCCGCUAACAUGAUUAUGUAUAUGUGUGUAAAUAUUUUAAAUUAACGUCCAGUGUUUUUUCCCCCCCCCCGUAUAAAAGUGCCUUUUUCCCCAAAUGAAAUAAAUGUCCCACGAUCGGACCGAGAGACACAAGUGCCUUCUGCAUCCAACACCCUGUACAUAACUAUGUAUUUGUAUUUGAGCUCACUGUGAGUUUUUAUUUAUGUCAUUUAAUAAUAAAUUAAAGUGUUUGUUUUCUCAAUCCUGGGUUGGUCUUUGUCUGUGUGUCAAGUCAA
Molecule: messenger RNA, 2029 nt
Organism: Labrus mixtus (cuckoo wrasse)
Lineage: Eukaryota; Metazoa; Chordata; Actinopteri; Labriformes; Labridae
Gene: tbxta
Product: T-box transcription factor Ta
Exons: 8
Coding region: 71-1336 (421 amino acids)
Biological process (GO): somitogenesis; heart morphogenesis; mesoderm formation
Cellular component (GO): nucleus
Molecular function (GO): RNA polymerase II cis-regulatory region sequence-specific DNA binding; DNA-binding transcription factor activity, RNA polymerase II-specific
Source: RefSeq, a predicted model, not a curated record